Messenger RNA from Diplodia corticola, 816 nucleotides. Its product is annotated as zinc finger ccch type domain containing protein. The transcript is spliced from 2 exons. The record is from RefSeq and is a predicted model, not a curated record. Lineage: Eukaryota; Fungi; Ascomycota; Dothideomycetes; Botryosphaeriales; Botryosphaeriaceae. Bases 1 to 816 code for a protein of 271 amino acids. Gene Ontology annotation, molecular function: RNA binding; metal ion binding.
AUGGCCGUCGAGCUCCAGCAACAGCCCGGCGGUGGAGCUCCCAUGGCCACCGCCGCCGCCACCCUGCCGCUUGCCCAGCGCAUCCUCCAGCCCGACACCCAGCAGCAGUUCAACUUCAACUUCAGCGACUUCCUCAAGCGCGAGUAUCGCUUCGGCCUCGAUCCCAGCCGCCCCAUCUGCAAUGCCUUCAAGCAAGGGCACUGCCCGCUCGGCAACGCUUGUCCGGACAAGCACCCUACCUCCUCCGCCUUCAACAACUCUUUCCACGGCAGCCUCGUGUGCAAGCACUGGCUCCGCGGCCUCUGCAAAAAGGGCGAGGCCUGCGAGUUCCUGCACGAGUACAACCUGCGCCGCAUGCCCGAAUGCAACCACUACUCGCGGCACCUGACGUGCUCCAACGGCGACGACUGCCUCUACCUGCACAUCGACCCGGAGUCGAAGCGGCCGCCCUGCCCGCACUACGACCGCGGCUUCUGCCCCCUCGGCCCGCGCUGCGCCAAGAAGCACGUCCGCCGCGACCGCCUCUGCCGCUACUACCUCGCCGGCUUCUGCCCCAACGGCAAGCAGUGCCGCGAGGGCGCCCACCCCCGCUGGCAGGACGACCUGAAGAAGCCCGAGGUGCGCGCCGAGAAGUCGCCCGAGGAGCUGGAGCGCGAGAGGGCGCAGCGGGAGGAGGAGGCGCGGAGGGAGGAGGAGCGCGAGCGGGAGCGCUUUGAGGAGAGGAAUCCGGGCAUGGGAGGGCCGGGGAAGUUCAGAGGUGGUUGGCAAGGCAGGAAGAAACGAGGCGGGAGGAGAGGGGGAGGAGGAAGGUAUUGA